AUGGCGCUUAGAUACAUAUCCAUAGUAAAAGGAAAUGGCGCCCUCCCUCCAGAGGAUCGACUGCUGAGGUUCCUGGUCGACAACAACACGGAGGCUGAGGAGACGGUGCAGUGUGCAAACUGUGACAGGGAGAAUAACAAGAAGGAUGCCGGGUUGAUGUAUUUCUGUAACACCUGUAGCCAGCCUCUGUGCAGCGCCUGCAGGGAUCUGACCCACAAAGCCAGAAUGUUUGCCCACCAUGAAAUCGUGUCUUUGGCUCAACGCACCAAAGCCAAACACAGGAACUGCUUUCUCCACGACGAGCCACACAUCCUCUUCUCCAAAGAGAAGAAGUCCAUGCUGUGCAUCAAAUGCUUCAGAGACACUCAAGUGGAGAGCCGGACUCACUGCAUCGACAUUGAGACCGCGUACGUGCAGGGCUGUGAGAUGUUGGACCAGGCCGUUCUGGUGGUUAAGGAGCUGCAGACUUCAGCUCGAGAGGCGAUCCUUCUGCUGAGAGCGAUGAUUGGAGAAGUGUGUCUGAAUGUGGAGGAAGAGGAGAGCGCAAUCUGUAGUCUGUUCAACAGCUUGCAGGAGAGACUAGCAGAGAGGAAGAAGAUCCUCCUCAAAGCAGCUCAGAGUCAACAUGAGGAGAAGGAGAGAGCACUGAAGGAGCAGCUCUCACACCUCACUGCCCUCCUGCCAACCCUGCAGGUCCACCUCGUCACCUGUUCAGCCUUUCUGAGCUCGGCCAACAAGUUUGAGUUUCUGGACAUGGGAUACCAACUCAUGGAGCGGCUGAAGAGGAUUGUAAAGCUCCCUCAUCAACUGAGACCGGUGCAGAGCAGCAAAAUCAACACAGACUACAGGAGUGAAUUUGCUCGCUGUCUGGAGCCUUUACUGCUGCUGGGUCAGCGCUGCCCUAUAUCUGUUUCUGGAUCUACAGGUGCUGCAACAAGGCACCAGUCCCCCCUGUCCAUCUCCUGCCGCUCUCCCUCUCUCUGUGAGAUGCCCCUGGGCUCGGUGCUCGGGCGAAGGCCCACCUGUCACAGAAACAUCUGCACCAAAGUCCUCCUGGCUGAGGGGAGGGAGACGCCUUUCACCGAGCACUGCCGCAGCUAUGAGAACACCUACAGGACUUUCCAGACAGAGAUUCAGAAUCUGAAGGACCAGGUCCAGGAGCUGCACCGAGACCUGACUAAGCACCACUCCAUCAUCAACACAGAUAAAAUGGGAGAGAUCCUGGACAGGUCGCUGCACAUUGACAGCCAGCUAUCUGCACAGUACUCCACAGUGGAAACUAUGAGGGUCAUGUUUGAGGAGGUCUGGGAUGAGACUUUUCAGAGGGUCACUAACGAGCAGGAGAUCUAUGAAGCCCAGCUUCACGACCUGAUGCAGCUGAAGCAGGAGAACACUUACCUGACCACCAUCACCAAACAGAUCAGUCCCUACAUCCUAUCCAUCGCCAAAGUCAAAGAGAGACUCGAGCCCAGGCUUCAGGAGCACAAGGAGCCCCAUGAUGACCGCACAGAGACGAUGCUGAAAAUCUACGAGGACGGCAAAGACAGUCAAGACAGUGAUAACCAGACGUGUGUCACGGAGCAGGACAGAACAACCGCCUGAUGAUGCUCGAGCCGGGGGAGAGCUCUGUCAAGACGAGCCGCCCGUGCAGGCUGAGGGUCUCUACAGAGACCGCCAGCCACAACGAGAUGCCUUCAUAAACACUUCAUUUCUGUCCCCCUCACCCCUCCUGUGCUGCAGUGUGACUCGAUUUAAUAACAAGUCCAGUGGGGGAUGUUUGCUCCUCUGCUGAAAGAUACUAUAUCAUUCUCUCAGCAGUGUGGAGCUGUCUCCAUGGAUGGACACUAACUGGACGUAUAAACAUGAAGAUCAAAAGCUCACUGCUGUCAGAGCUGGACAUGUGGAGGCUCCUCGCCUUAAGAUAAACAUCAUAGAGACUCUACUCUGUUGUUAUUCGGAAGACCUGGACUGCUUUCAUGAGAAAAAAGGAGAGUAUGAUAUCUAAUUUCCUGGAUUUCAGUCUGAUGCUGUGUCUCUUUUGCAGCUUUUAAAUGAUAGAAGUAAGCAGAGAGUGUGAAUCAUUGCUUUCUCUUCUCCAGCUUGUGUGUAAGUGCUUUCUCCCAGCUCCAUUCAUUGCAUAAAACCUCUCUUUUUUUUGGAGUUGAUGGAUGAUCGCACAGCACGAUCCCCCUGAAGACUGUUGAACCGGUGUGACAGCACAGAUGGGACACAGCAAACGUAAUGAUGUGUGUGCCAGUGUAGGUCACAUGUUGAUGUAUCAGUCUUCUGAAACGAUGACGUCUUUUCAAGGAUGGUGUCUGUAUUUGGAUUUCUCCCUGCCUCGCAGUUCACAUCCGCAUUCAAAAUGUGGAAAGUGUUGAAUUACAGAGGUGUGUGAAAGUAACUGGCCUUGGCUUAACCUCGAUCUCCUGGUACUUUCUCUGACUCCUCACUCUUCCUCAACACCUCAGACGAACAGGGCAAUAUGUGUUACAGAAGAAAAUACAACAUGAAUUCAAACAUGGAUUCCUUCUUCCAUCUUCAUGAGUUAAAUUAAAAGAUCUGAGACUUUUGUAUGAAGAUUUUCUUCCUUACAUUUCAUCCAAUAAACUGGCUGAAACUCGUGUAAUUCAGCACAAUUUAAAGCAAGUGUGCAGAUUUUAUACGCCAAUGCAAUCUUUUUACUGUGUACCACACACCUUUCUUUGUAGCAGGGUUUAUAAUGCAGCCUGUGAUUUUGAAUAAUAUACUUUUCAAGCAGGAUGAUGAAGAAGCUGGAAGCAGAGGUUACUGGCAGGUUUGGUUGUGACAACAUUUGGGUUGAUCCUCCAAUUCUCAGAAAUUAGAUAAACUCUGUAUUAUAUGGCAACAGUGGGGAGGAAAAACUACCUCUGAACAGCCAAAUCUUCAAGCAGAAGACUGUGAAUGACCACACCCCGAAUUAUGCAAAUUGACAUAGAACUACAAGCCUUUGUUGUACUUUCAUGUGCUGUAUGAAAAAAAAAAAAAUCA
Notolabrus celidotus (New Zealand spotty) is the source of this 3012-nucleotide messenger RNA. RefSeq names its product ring finger protein 207a (gene rnf207a). The record is from RefSeq and is a predicted model, not a curated record. Gene Ontology annotation, biological process: regulation of cardiac muscle contraction; regulation of heart looping. Bases 1 to 1602 code for a protein of 533 amino acids. Gene Ontology annotation, molecular function: transmembrane transporter binding; Hsp70 protein binding; zinc ion binding. NCBI's taxonomy places the organism in Eukaryota, Metazoa, Chordata, Actinopteri, Labriformes, Labridae. Gene Ontology annotation, cellular component: perinuclear region of cytoplasm. The transcript has 17 exons.